Melitaea cinxia (Glanville fritillary) is the source of this 915-nucleotide messenger RNA. RefSeq names its product 60S ribosomal protein L8 (gene RpL8). Gene Ontology annotation, molecular function: RNA binding; structural constituent of ribosome. Lineage: Eukaryota; Metazoa; Arthropoda; Insecta; Lepidoptera; Nymphalidae. Gene Ontology annotation, cellular component: ribosome; cytosolic large ribosomal subunit. The transcript is spliced from 6 exons. The record is from RefSeq and is a predicted model, not a curated record. Gene Ontology annotation, biological process: cytoplasmic translation. Bases 104 to 877 code for a protein of 257 amino acids.
ACUUUUUUCGUGCCCCUAAUUCUGGGUUAAUACUUAACGUCAUUACGUCAAACUCUUUUUGAAGUUUCCCUCAUUGAAAAUUGAGGGUUGACGAGACGUGACAAUGGGUCGUGUAAUUCGGGCUCAGCGUAAAGGUGCCGGUUCGGUCUUCGUAUCACACACCAAGAAAAGGAAAGGAGCCCCAAAACUUCGUUCCUUAGACUAUGCGGAACGCCAUGGUUAUAUCAAGGGCGUCGUAAAGGACAUCAUCCAUGACCCUGGCCGUGGAGCUCCGUUGGCCGUCGUGCAUUUCCGCGACCCUUACAAGUUUAAGACGCGCAAGGAACUUUUCAUUGCCCCGGAAGGUCUUUACACGGGUCAAUUUGUUUACUGUGGAAAGAAAGCUACCCUAGAAGUUGGAAAUGUGAUGCCAGUAGGUGCUAUGCCUGAAGGUACAAUUGUAUGCAACCUUGAAGAAAAGAUGGGUGACCGAGGUCGGCUGGCCCGUGCAUCUGGUAACUUUGCUACCGUCAUUGGUCACAAUCCUGAUGCUAAGCGUACAAGAGUCAAACUGCCUUCUGGUGCCAAGAAAGUUUUGCCUUCUAGCAAUAGAGGGAUGGUUGGUAUUGUUGCUGGUGGUGGACGUAUUGACAAACCUAUCUUGAAGGCUGGUCGUGCUUACCACAAAUAUAAGGUUAAGCGUAACUGCUGGCCAUACGUCCGAGGUGUGUCCAUGAACCCCGUAGAGCAUCCUCACGGUGGUGGAAACCAUCAACACAUUGGUAAGGCUUCUACUGUCAAGAGAGGUACAUCUGCUGGUCGCAAGGUUGGUCUUAUUGCUGCUCGCAGAACUGGAAGAAUCCGUGGUGGCAAGACAGAGGCAAAGAAGGAGACGUAAACGUUGUUUUAUGCAAAAUAAAAAUAAUAAAAUCAUAA